AUGCCGGCAGCCCAGGGGCAACCCCCACCGCCGCCCGCAAGGCGACGCCGCCGCCCAUUUGUAACUUCGUUUGUUGAUUCUGUGCUUCCUUUUUUGCCAGCGAAGGACCUCCUUGCUUGUGCUGGUGUUUGCCAAAUUUGGAGGGAGGAGGCCAAUUCGCUUUCAUUGUGGAGGGCCCUUCUCGCUGCCAAUUCGGCCACUGCAAUAUACACUUAUAGCAACUUCCCGCUUCGUGAAAUUCAGAAAAUCGUGUUGCAGAGAACCCCGCUAGCUGCAAUAGGAACAACUUAUGUAGGGCACGGUUUCACUUCUAAUACAGGUGACUUUAUUCAAAAUUUGGAGAACGGAGCAGAAGCACGGUCAACAACUUUCAUACACCGCCAGGCCACAAAUAGGGUCUCUGAAAGAGGAUUUUCUUCUGGAUUAUCAUUUCCACGAACAGUGCAUAACGAGUUAGGCGGGCCGAACCUUGAGAUUACAACAACUUACGCGGACUUGAAAAGGAGAGCUGAAUCCUUGAUGAGCGAGAUGGGAUCUCUUCAGUCUUACAUGUCAUUAUUGAAGGAGCAAACGUCUGCAUCUACACGUGCUCUUGUUUAUCUCUCUCAGCAUCUCCCAAGUAGCGGAGCUGUGUUACUUCAUCGAGAAUGUUUAAGAGAAUGGAAAAGGCUAAAAUUGUUUGAAGAAUUGGUUGUUAAUUCUCUCUAUUUAAGCAUAGAAUGUCCGCCACCAUGUAGAGGGGUUCGAUCCUUUGCACACGCCGAAAUGGUGGGUCUUGGUGAAGUAGGCUCACUAUUUCAUCUGAAUUGGUGUCGUUUUAAAAACGUCCUUCCAUUGAAUGAUAUUUACUUUGACUAUAUGAACUUAUUGUAUUCAUAUGGUCCAGGCAUAUUGUAUCCCAUAAAGCUGUCUCUUCUUGAAGAGGCUGAAGGAAAACGGAACCUUGCAUGCUUUUCACGGCUUCGUGAUAUUGUUAACGAUGUUAUCAAUCGAAAAUAUGGUGAGUCAAGAAACAUUUCUUGGAAUUUUCUUCUUCAGUGCUUGGAAAAGUAG
Molecule: messenger RNA, 1053 nt
Organism: Trypanosoma rangeli
Lineage: Eukaryota; Euglenozoa; Kinetoplastea; Trypanosomatida; Trypanosomatidae
Exons: 1
Coding region: 1-1053 (350 amino acids)
Molecular function (GO): protein binding
Source: RefSeq, a predicted model, not a curated record